AUGAAAUUAUUAUUGCUUACUUUUUUAGUUGUUUCUUAAUCUUAAUGGAUUAAUACAUAUGAGGCAUUUGUAGAGGACUUAUUAACAACUUUAGAUGGUAAAUUAAAGUUAAAAUUUAUUUAGGUUGGGUAAUUUAAAAUUAAUUCUAAGCAACUUCUGAUAUUAUAACUAAAUGCAAUGAGAAAACCAUUGUAGGAGGAUUAAAAACAUUUGGUUUAAAGACUACUGCAACAAAAUUUAUUAAAUUGCCUCCUCAUUAUAAAUUGAAGUUUAAUAUCCAACUUUGGAAGUAUAAAAUCAACUUGAAAUAGAUUAGGUGAAUGGGAGAAGGAAGUAUUUUCAAUAUACAUAGAUGGUGUUCCUUGGGAAAUGAAGUGGGGAUUCACUGAGGGAGGAAUUAGACUAUGUGGAGGUCUUGAAUCUAAGCAUAGUGAUAAGAUUUUUGAUAUAGAAUUUGAGAUUGCCCAUAAUUCUCCUACUGUGACAAUCAUAUUGGCAACAAAUUAAUAAGGGUAAGCUGAUAUUUAGGCUUGGGGAUUUAGAUAAGUUAAAGUGUCAUUUAUUGCUUGUCCUUCUGAAUGUGGAAUUUGUCAUAAUGAUAAAACUGAAGAUUGCAAAAAUUGGAAUUAAGAAGCUCUCAGCUGGUUUCAUAUAGAUACAAAACUAGAAGGAUGGUAAUUGGAGAAUGGUAAGGAUAAGGGAUAUGAAUGUUCAGGCAUAGUUAUAUUUGGAGGGUAUGAAAACGUUGGUGCCAAAUCAACGUUAUCUAAUUCUUUUACAAGCAUAGCUCCUCAUUAUAAAAUAAUGAUUAAAUUUACAUUUUGGAAAGUAAUUUAAUAAUAUAAUAUUAAAGAUUGAUCUUUGGGACAAUGAUGAAUUUUAUAUAAAAAUUGAUGAUAAAGAAGUAAAGAAAAUAGCAUUUUAAACAACUGAUGGGAUAGAAUUAUGCGGAGUGUAUUAUAUAUUAUGAGUAAUUUCAUAGAAAAUCCAAUAAUCCAGGAUAUGGAGAAAAGAUUGUUGCAAUUGAAGUUAUUUAAAAACAUUCAGAGCCAUCUUUAAAAAUCUCUUUUUCAUCUUCAUUAUCUAAAGAUUUAAAUUAAUAAUCUUGGGGUAUUAGAGAUUUCUUUUUAUUUGCUGCUUAAUGCACAAAAUUUUGUGAUGAAUGUGUAGGUAAUGCUGAAAAUGAAUGUACAAAAUGUCAUUCUACUCAUACUUUAUCAAAUGGAAAAUGUUUGAAUAAAAAUGAAUGGUAUGUAGCAUCAAAAGAAUUUUUUGAAGAAGAAUCAUUUAAAAAAAUAGAAGGAUGGAAUUUUUAAGAACUUGAUUCUGCUAGUCCAAAUCCUCCCAUUACAAAAUGUUCUGAUAUGAAUCUAAUUGGAGGAUACUAAUCCUUUGGAAAGGUAUUCAUAAAAUUUAUUUAAGAAAACAACAGUAUCAAAAAAGUUUAUUUUGCCAAAGCAUGACUAUAUAAGAGUUAAAAUUAUUAUCUACAAAAUUGAUAAUUGGGAUGGAGAGGAAUUAACUAUAUUUAUUGAUAAUAAUGAACUAUGGACACAAUUUCUAGGUUGGAAUGAUCCUGCUUAAAGUGAUAUUUGCGGAAAUAAAAGUAAUAAUUGGAAAGAAAGAAUAAUGAAAGUGGAUAAGAUAUUUACUCACAGUUCUGCAGAAUUGUAAUUUGACUUCAGAAGUACUCUUUAAAAAGAAGCCAAUGAAGCCUCAUGGGGUUUUAGAGAAUUUUAGCUUUUAUAUUCUCCAUUAAAUGAGUGUAUUGAAGUAUUCAGUGAAUGCAAUUACAAAGGAUUGUAAGAAAGAAUUUGUGAAAACACAGAGUCAUUAACUUAAUCAAAAAUAUAAUUUGAUAUAAAGUCUAUCAAAAUCCCUGAAGGUAUGAAAAUAACAGGAUACAGAAAUCUCGGUUUCAAAGGGGACAAGGUUGAAUAUGAAACAAAUUAAGAAUGCCUUGAUACCAUAGAAUUCUCAUUUAUUGAAAAAUAACUGAUUGGAAAUAUGAAAUAUAUUCAUAAAUGA
This is a messenger RNA of Paramecium pentaurelia, 2028 nucleotides long. The record is from the annotation of a GenBank genome assembly. Lineage: Eukaryota; Ciliophora; Oligohymenophorea; Peniculida; Parameciidae.